Prorocentrum cordatum is the source of this 636-nucleotide messenger RNA. The record is from the annotation of a GenBank genome assembly. Lineage: Eukaryota; Dinophyceae; Prorocentrales; Prorocentraceae.
AUGGCGGCCCUGGCGGCGGCCGACCUCGUGCCCGACGCCGAGGCCCCGCACUCCUCGGAGGACCUGCGGGCGCUCCUGCGGCCAGACGCCCCGGCGCGGCAGCGCCGCUCCGCCUGGAGGCUGGCCGCCGGGGGCGCGGUGGCGGCGCUGCUGGUCCUGGGUGCGGCGGCGGCGCCGGCCGCGUCCGCCGUUGGGCGCAGCGCCCAGGGGUGCGCGAGCGGGUCCUGCGGGAGCCGCUCGCGCAGCCUCGACGCGACCCUGCUGCUGAAGUCGAGGGGCCCAGAGGCGGUCAGCGUUCCGCCCGAGCCGGCGCGGGGCGACGACGACGACACGAGGGUCCUCGACGUCGGCCGGGAGACGACGACCGCCGUCGCCGGCGAGGAGACGACGACCGCCGCUGGGGAGGAGACGACCGCAGCCCUCGCGGGCGACGACGACGACGAGGCGGAGGCGACGCCCGACGGUGCCGAGAAGCGGCUCGCGGGCGAGCUGUGCGGCUGGUGGGGCUGGCGCGACAACGGGACGUACGCGUUCAGGGGCGAGUGCGCCCCGGGCCUGCUGUGCAUGCAGGGGCCAGAGGCGGGGGCGCCUUUCACGUGCGGCGCGGUGGGCGACAACGCCACGGCGCACGUCUAG